This is a messenger RNA of Cyprinus carpio (common carp), 2135 nucleotides long. It is a transcript of the gene gnb3a, whose product is annotated as guanine nucleotide binding protein (G protein), beta polypeptide 3a. NCBI's taxonomy places the organism in Eukaryota, Metazoa, Chordata, Actinopteri, Cypriniformes, Cyprinidae. Gene Ontology annotation, cellular component: heterotrimeric G-protein complex; cytoplasm. Bases 445 to 1464 code for a protein of 339 amino acids. Gene Ontology annotation, biological process: G protein-coupled receptor signaling pathway. The transcript is spliced from 10 exons. The record is from RefSeq and is a predicted model, not a curated record. Gene Ontology annotation, molecular function: protein binding; signaling receptor complex adaptor activity.
UCUCCUCUCCUAACAGAUUUCCCUCCCUCUCGCUCUCUCCAUCCCAGGCUUUAUCCUUUCAGCCCUGAUCUCACUUCAUCCCCUCCAAUCCUCAUCUGCCCAUCACAAAAGCAUCACAGAGUUUACAGAGAGAGAGAGGGAUCAGAAGGUGCGUAAAGCAGAAAACCUGAAUGAACAUUGUCCCGAGAAAAAGGCAAGUGGAUAGAGAGUUGGAAAGGAAUAAGAAAUACAAAUAGAGUGGAGAAACACCCCAGAGGAACAGGCAAAAGUCAUUUGGUCAUGAGAGCUCGGGAGAGACACAAAGAUUCAAUAAACCAUUCAACAAAAGGAAAUAGCCUACAUUAAUCUUCCUUUGUAAGGAGAGUUUUCCAUUAGCAUUCUCUUGGCUCUACUGACCUCACUUCCUGUCUGUAUCUGUGGGUGACCGUGCCUGACACCGUUGCCAUGGGUGAAAUGGAGCAACUGCGAAAGGAGGCGGAGAGCCUGAAGGAUGAGAUUACUGCGGCUCGUAAAGCAGUGCAGGACCUCACGCUGCAGGAUCAUGUGGCAGGGACAGCUGUUGUGGGACGUGUCCAGCUGAAGACCAGGAAGACAUUGAGAGGACAUCUGUCCAAAAUCUAUGCCGUGCACUGGGGGGACUCAAAACUGUGUGUCAGUGCAUCUCAAGACGGUAAACUGAUUGUAUGGGACAGCUACACCACCAACAAGGUGCACGCAAUCCCACUCAAGUCCUCGUGGGUGAUGACAUGUGCGUACGCACCUUCAGGAAACAUGGUGGCGUGUGGAGGACUUGACAACAUGUGCUCCAUCUAUAACCUGAAGGGCAAAGAUGGCAACGUGAAGGUCAUGCGUGAGCUCGCAGCACACACAGGUUACCUGUCCUGCUGCCGCUUCCUGAAUGACAAUGAGAUCAUCACCAGCUCUGGAGACUGCACCUGUGUUCUGUGGGACAUUGAGACAGGAUCGCAGAAGACCGUGUUUGCGGGUCAUCUGGGUGACUGUAUGUCUCUGGGCGUGGCCCCUGACUUCAACACUUUCAUCUCAGGAGCCUGUGACUUCACAGCCAAACUGUGGGACAUCCGUGACGGCCAGUGCAGACAGACCUUUGGAGGCCAUGAGAGUGACAUUAACGCCAUAGGGUUUUUCCCCAAUGGCAAUGCAGUGAUCACAGGUUCAGACGAUGCUUCCUGCAAGCUGUACGACCUGCGUUCAGACCAGGAGCUCAUCACGUACCAGGACUCCGGCAUCAUGUGUGGCGUGACCUCCCUCGCUCCCUCCUUCUCUGGAAGACUCAUCCUCGCUGGCUAUGACGACUUCAACUGCAACAUCUGGGACUCUCUGAAGGCGGAGAGAGUCGGAGUGUUGUCCGGUCAUGACAACAGAGUGAGCUGUAUUGGCGUGACACCUGAUGGGAUGGCCUGCUGCACAGGAUCAUGGGAUAGCUUUCUGAAGAUCUGGAACUAAGGCUCUGUCUCAAACAGAGGCAAACAUAGAAUAUGUCAAAGACAGGGUAAAAUGUAAAGGGGACAAUUGAAACUGUGGGAUAUAGUUGUAUAAGUAGGGAGGGAAAGCGAUAUGUUUGUUGUGCCGUCACAACGAGAAAGAUUGUGAAUAAGAAAACCUCAUUUGGAGAUAGGCUGAACUGAACAAUAAUCUGGUCAAAGAAAUCAUGCAAUACCAGAAAACCUGUUUUUCAGGGACUGCUAACUGCAAAAGUGGGCAUUUACAAAGCCAUUUCCUAUUUGGUGAUUUGUGAGGUAAUUUUUGGAUAGGGUUUUUAACACAUGGGUGUCACAGCAUAUUAGCAAUAAUAGCAACAAAGAAAUAAGAAUUUCAACACUAGUUGAAUUAAGCUUACUGAUAUCUAAAUGCAUCCUGUGCUAUCAAACCUAUAAGACAGAGGAUGCCAAAAUAGUUGCACAAAAUUGAAUAUACAAUGACUUAAGUCUACAAAAAAUGAUAUUUUCACUUUUAUAAAAUGUGGUUUACAAAUUAUAGAUAGAUUAAACAAGUUUUAGUGAGAUUGUGUGAUUGAAACUUCUUUUUAAGUUUAGUAAGUUAAGUUUUAGGUUUUUUUUGAUAGUGCACUGAUAGUGUCAUGUUUUUUCUGCUUAUUCAGGCCAAUAAAAAAAACU